Hemiscyllium ocellatum (epaulette shark) is the source of this 2035-nucleotide messenger RNA. It is a transcript of the gene slc5a1, whose product is annotated as solute carrier family 5 member 1. Gene Ontology annotation, biological process: transmembrane transport; sodium ion transport. NCBI's taxonomy places the organism in Eukaryota, Metazoa, Chordata, Chondrichthyes, Orectolobiformes, Hemiscylliidae. The transcript is spliced from 12 exons. The coding region runs from base 10 to 1620 and encodes 536 amino acids. Gene Ontology annotation, cellular component: plasma membrane. Gene Ontology annotation, molecular function: D-glucose:sodium symporter activity. The record is from RefSeq and is a predicted model, not a curated record.
GUGGUGACCAUGCCAGAGUACCUGAAGAAGCGAUUUGGAGGGAAUCGGAUCCGGAUUUAUCUCUCUGUGCUCUCGCUUUGCCUCUACAUAUUCACCAAGAUAUCGGCGGACAUGUUUUCAGGAGCCAUAUUUAUUCGGGAGGCACUGGGAUUGAACUUGUAUGUUGCCGUGGUGAUCCUGCUUUCCAUCACUGCACUGUAUACUGUGACGGGUGGCUUGGCGGCUGUGAUCUACACGGACACGUUGCAGACCAUCAUCAUGGUGGUGGGGUCCUUCAUUCUGAUGGGUUUCGCAUUCAAUGAAGUGGGCGGCUAUGACACCAUGAAGGAGAAAUAUAUGAAUGCCAUCACUAGCCAGACUACUGCUCCCAAUCUGAACAUCAGUGCAAAAUGUUACACACCCCGUCCAGACUCUUUCCACUUGUUCCGAAAUCCCAUCACUGGUGAUAUUCCUUGGCCAGGCCUGAUCUUCGGCCUGUCAAUCCUGGCAAUCUGGUAUUGGUGUACCGAUCAGGUCAUCGUUCAACGCUGUCUCUCUGCAAAGAAUAUGAGUCAUGUCAAGGCUGGUUGUAUCCUUUGUGGCUACCUCAAGCUGUUACCCAUGUACCUUAUGGUCUUCCCAGGAAUGAUCAGUCGGAUUCUGUACACAGAUGUCGUAGGUUGUGUUGUGCCCAGUCUUUGCAAAGAGUACUGCGAUGCUGAUGUUGGGUGCACCAACAUUGCCUACCCCCGGCUGGUGGUGAAGCUGAUGCCAAAGGGUCUGCGUGGCUUGAUGCUGUCUGUCAUGUUGGCAUCGUUGAUGAGUUCCCUGACAUCCAUCUUUAACAGUGCCAGCACACUUUUUACCAUGGACAUCUGGACCAAGAUCAGACCCAAAGCAACAGAGAAGGAACUGAUGUUAGCAGGAAGGGUGUUCACCUUGGUCCUGAUUGGGAUCAGUAUUGCCUGGAUUCCGAUCGUACAAACCGCACAGAGUGGGCAGCUCUUUGACUACAUCCAGUCGAUCACCAGCUACCUGGGUCCUCCGAUAGCUUCUGUCUUCCUGUUGGCCAUCUUUGUCAAGCGUGUCAACGAGCCAGGUGCAUUUUGGGGCUUGAUAUUUGGCCUUGCCACUGGCUUGUCUCGGAUGAUCCCGGAGUUUGUGUAUGGAACGGGCAGCUGUGUGAGUCCGAGCAACUGUCCCAAGAUUAUUUGCGGCAUCCAUUACCUGUACUUUGCCAUCAUCCUCUUUGUCGCCACCAUUGUGAUGGUACUCAUUGUGUCUUUCCUGACAAAGCCAAUUGAUGAUGUUCAUCUUUACCGACUGUGUUGGAGUUUACGAAACAGCAAAGAGGAACGUGUCGAUCUGGAUAACCCGUGGCCCAACAUUUCAACUCCCCCUCCCACUCUGCCGAGUCUUUUUGUCUCAGAGUCUGUCCAAGAUGUGAGCUGCUGGAAGAAAACCUACAACUGGUUCUGUGGAUUCGACCAGAAGACCAAAAAGCUGAGCAAAGAGGAACAAGAAGCCCUUCAACAGCAGCUGACGGACAUCUCAGAGGUGCCCCUGUGGAGAAAUGUCGUCAACAUGAACGCCAUCAUUCUGCUGGCCGUCUGCAUCUUCUUCUGGGCGUUUUACGCAUAACACGAGGGGUCAAAGGUGACCUCCGACUGACUGACCUCUCUCAACCAUUUUAACCAAACCCAUGAUGCACUGCUUUCACAGUCUUCACAAACGAGUGCGCUCAAUGCUGUCUGAUUUGUACUUCUUAAAAAACAAAACGGUGUUUCUAAAAUAGACACUUCCUUUCUUAUCAAACAAUAGGAUGAAACUGGUGGCCCAGUUUUUACAAAGAGAUCUUGAGAAAUUUUGAGAAUCCCUGCUGGAUCCUGAGGCCUUUGCUUCACUGAGCUGCAAAUUUGCACACAUUACGUCAGCUACAAGUUUGAUGACAGCAAGCUGGCAGAAGUUUGUAAGAGGCGCUUAUAGAAACAAUACCUGAAGACAAUUGUUUCAAAAAUGGAUAAUUUAUUAUGUUUUUAAAGAAAUAAGUGCAAUA